AUGAAUCAUAUUAUAAAACAGAAAACGACCUCCUCGGAGCUCAUUCAGAUCGCCACUUUAAAAUUUAAACCGUCCCUUCAACAGGGAACCGAGCUGCCUCUUUCAUUUCGCGACGUCUGCCGACAGCUUCAGGCGGUUCCCGGCGUAUCAUCCACAUAUUUUGGCCAGCAGAUCGAACGUCCCGGAACUUGGACUUGGAUCAUUCGCUGGGCUUCUCUAGCAGCGCACGACGCAUUUCUUGCCUCGCCCAGUUUUACGAAUUGGAUUGCUUCGUUCCGUGCCGUAGUGGAGACGUAUAUCUUCUGGAAGGCCUUGGUCCGUGGGAGUCUAAGUGCAACAUUAAAUGCUCCCUGCACAGAGGUCUUCACGGCCUACGGCACAUCCGACACCUGGCUCGAGAUGCGAAUGAAGCCCUUUGCCGACAAUGUCGAUGCUGCCAAUCUUCCAGGACACCACGGCUCAUUUUACGGCCAGUACGACGUCCUCAUGCAUGAUUCGCAUGACGUCCCCGAGGGGACUACAGUAAGCAUGAUGCUCGGCUGGGACAGCAAAGAAGCGCAUCUAGCCGAGCGUGGCGAGGGCAAAGGUGAGUUGCUCGAUUUCCCGCAGCAUGUGUGA
Metarhizium brunneum ARSEF 3297 is the source of this 618-nucleotide messenger RNA. RefSeq lists its product as uncharacterized. Lineage: Eukaryota; Fungi; Ascomycota; Sordariomycetes; Hypocreales; Clavicipitaceae. The record is from RefSeq and is a predicted model, not a curated record.